AUGCAGAAUGCCAGUUCCCAGCUCUCUCUCAUCGAGAAUUGGCUGGUGGUGGUGGCCCAUUUCACCAUUAUCCGCAACGAUUACCAACUGAUCUCCGUCCUCAUCACCAUCUUCAACGUCCAUUCCCUGCAUCUUUUCCAUCCCCAAUGGCCCGUGGUGGCUAUCAUUCAAAACUAUCUGCAGAUCAUCUUCACUGUCAUCACUUUCCCACUCGUCUGCAAAAUUGGGACCCAGCCCCGGAAUCUUCUGGUCAGGGCCCGUUUUUCCACCUGGACCUUGGGCCGCACUCGUGUUUUCCCUGAACUUCUUUUGUUUGUCCAUAACGUUGACGUCUUUCUCGACCAUUCUCUCUCCUCCACCACGAUGUCCAGAUCAUCUUCGUCCUCCAAAAAAUUGAAUCCCCCUGAAGAACCCGUUUCCCGUAUUUCCACCGUGGUGGCUUCCAACCUCACGCCACCAUCGCCAGGAAGCUUAGAAGCCCUCGAAUUGGAACCGAUAUUCAAAUUGAAUCCUCCAUGUUCGGACAGGCGAUCCGGUUUGGGUAGGGCACGGAUCCUUCAAAUCGGCAGCUCCAUGGAGAGUCUCCUCAUCAUCGCUGUUGAUAGGCGGAUCGAUCGAGCGGCUCUGGGGGGACGUCUCGUCGACGGUUCGGUCGGCGUGAGUCGGAUGCGUCGCCGUCAGAGGCCGAAGGACGUCUGUAUAAAGAUCUCCGAAGUCAUCGUCGUCCUCCAUAUGCGUGUGGGCAUGCCCGACAAGUCCCCUGCAACGACAAUCGCUCGACCCAGCGCCACCAACUCCUCUGCGCCGACAAUCUUCGCCGCUCAUGAGUCGAGCCCAGGGCCGCAGCACAACCCUUAA
Striga asiatica is the source of this 858-nucleotide messenger RNA. Lineage: Eukaryota; Viridiplantae; Streptophyta; Magnoliopsida; Lamiales; Orobanchaceae. The record is from the annotation of a GenBank genome assembly.